AUGAUGGACCUUUUCGAGACCAACGCGUACCUCUUCAACGACCUGCGCUACUUGGACGACGGCGAGCACGGCGCGCUUCACCACCUGGACGCGGCGGGGGUCUCGCCGCUCUACCGCGCCCCCGAGGAAGACGACAGCCCGCCCUCGCCCGAACGGGACCGAGCCGCGUCCGAGACGGGCGAGGACAGCGGCGGCGAGGAGCAUGUCCUGGCGCCGCCCGGCCUGCGUGCCCACUGCGAAGGCCGGUGCCUGAUGUGGGCCUGCAAGGUGUGCAAGAAGAAAUCUGCGCCCACCGAUCGCCGCAAGGCCGCCACCUUACGCGAGCGGCGGCGCCUCAAGAAGAUCAACGAGGCUUUCGACGCGCUCAAGAGGAAGACGGUGGCCAACCCGAACCAGAGGCUGCCCAAGGUGGAGAUCUUGCGAAGCGCCAUCAGCUACAUCGAGAGGCUCCAGGAGCUUCUGCACGGUCUGGACGAGCGGGACCACUCCGACAAACGAGACCACGUCAUCGCUUCGGGAAAUCAUUGGAAAAAAAACGGCGACACCUGGACCAACGCCGCCGACCAUUCCAGCGCCGGAUCGGUGAACCAGAGGGAAGGUAAAAAAAUUAAAAAACGAUGGUUUUCAUAUUUAUGUCGCAAUUCAAUAAAAUUUCCUGACAUUUUUUGGGGCAUUCAGGGUGCUGCGAUUCGUCGGCUUCCUGCAGCCUCCUGCGUCUGUCAUCCAUAG
Molecule: messenger RNA, 729 nt
Organism: Corythoichthys intestinalis (scribbled pipefish)
Lineage: Eukaryota; Metazoa; Chordata; Actinopteri; Syngnathiformes; Syngnathidae
Gene: myf6
Product: myogenic factor 6
Exons: 2
Coding region: 1-729 (242 amino acids)
Biological process (GO): positive regulation of myoblast differentiation; skeletal muscle cell differentiation; muscle organ development
Molecular function (GO): DNA-binding transcription factor activity, RNA polymerase II-specific; protein dimerization activity; RNA polymerase II cis-regulatory region sequence-specific DNA binding
Source: RefSeq, a predicted model, not a curated record